AGGUGGCAAUUUGGUAUGGAAGAGUGGGGGGGGGGAGUGGGGAGCUGUGAUAAAUUCGUACGCAAAUUACAAAUAUACUUAUAGGUUACUAAAAAAUUCUCUCCUAAGAGAGAUUCGGCUCGUCUACUGACCCCCCGGCUUUUUCGGUACAAUUUCUUGAUGGGAGGUUUCAGCCAUUCUGGAAAAUGUAAGGGUUCCACUCCUGAGAAUAUCUUUUCUAGAAAAUGAGUCACAAUUUAUCAGAAGUGGCUGACCGGAAGCUAUGUUGGGUGAUUUUGUCCUAAAGGUUAACACGCUUAACAGGCAUGAUUUCCAUGUGGUAAUCCGUCAAUGGAAAGAUACUAUGUCUUGGGUAUGAGAAUUUCGGCGCUAGAAUUUUAAUUUUCAUCAGUGUCUUUGGCAAGACAUUCUCACACCUUUAUCUGUAUUUUUUACUCGUGUCCUCACAAUAAAAUGAAUUGGUCUGCUAAGGGGAAUUAAAUGUACGUGAUCAUGUGACGUGACUCAACACAACCAAACCUUUGAGUUCACAGUCCAAGAGAAUCGUGACAGGUGAAUUCGGAACUCUGGAUGUCCUGCAUACCUUGCAGAUAAAAGCUGUUUUUUUUCUAUUUUUCCCUUUUAUUGUCUGUAUGAAUAAGAGUUUUUGACUGAAAGUUCUCGUAAACAUGGCGGAGAAUGGCAACCAGCUGAUGUUUCAACUCUGUCACGCGAGUACAAGAAGAGAUUUACGUGACAAUGCAGAAUCGGCCCAGAUCCCUUCACAGCCGCGGUUGAACCCACUGAAUCAUCCAAAAUGGCGGGUCAGGUACGAGUGCUUCAACUCGAAGCGGGACAAGAGCUGGAAACAAAACUAUUCAGAAUCGAGAAAGGAUGGACUCUGCGCUUCACAUUGGGUCCUUCAUUACAACCGUACAAUGUGCACCUACUUUGCAACCACCCACCAUCCAACCAGCAUUCAUUUGAUAGAAAAAAGUACACAGAAUUGAUAUGGACUUGCCCACCUGGACAGGAAUGCGAUGAUGCUGAUAGAUAUGCAGAUAUCAUAGCAGAUACUGCAGGAUCAUUUCAUUUCUAUGUUGUUUAUAAAGAUGGUGAACACAAAGGAAAAGAAGAGAAAAGGACAACAUCAGGUUAUUUCUCAGUGGAUCCAGUUUUAAAAGUAAACAGUUCAGAGACCAUCCCUUUAGAGUGUGUAAGCUUACAGACUGUGCUGUCCAAGAGUUUAGGACCACUGGAGGAGUGGAGUGACCGACUUAGGGUAACCAAAGAAACUGGCUACAACAUGAUUCACUUUACGCCAAUACAACAAUUAGGAAAGUCAAACUCUUCCUAUUCUCUAUCAGAUCAACUCAGCCUCAAUGCUGCUUUCCAUUCACCUGGAAAAAAGAAUGCUUCUUUUGAUGGAGUCAAAGAUAUCCUUGACAAGAUGCGCAGUGAGUGGAAGGUGAUGUCUAUAGUGGACAUAGUUCUGAAUCACACAGCAAAUAACUCUCCGUGGUUAUGGGAUCAUCCAGAAUGCUCUUACAACUUGGAUAACUCUCCUCAUCUCAAACCCGCAUUUUUAUUGGAUCGUGCCUUGUGGCAUUUCACCUGUCAAGUAGCUGAUGGGGUGUGGGCUGCAGAUGGUUUGCCUGCGGAAGUGAACUGUGAAGAGCAUAUACAUAGAAUUGGUGAUAUUUUACGACACAAGGUCUUGCCAAAGCUACGGUUAUGGGAGUUAUUCAGUGUGGAUGUCGCAAAGGCAGUUGAUCAGUUCCGUAAUACCAUACUGAAGGUAAAAAAACCAGGCAGUGGCUCUUUAAAAGAAGAUGAGAAACCGCUUGAAUUGACAGAAGAUUCAUCUUAUGAACGCUUCUCAGCAACUGUUGAUAUGGUAAAGGCUGUUGAAAAGUUUAACAGAGAACGCUCUGAUGCCUUGGAUGAAAAACAACGGCUGCAUUUGUGUAGCGAGGACUUUAAAGCACAUCUCAACAACCUUAAUGACACAGUCAAAAACAAGAAAGUUGCUGAUCAUAUCGAAUCUGCCAUCCAAAGUGUCCAAAAUACUGUGCGCUAUGAACGUCUUGCUGGGCAUGGACCAAGACAUCCAAGAGUUAAAAGAACAUGUCCUUUGGUGACAACUUAUUUCACAACACCUGGGGACUGUGAUACUGUAGAAGAAGAGGAGAAGCUCAUGUAUUCAGACAAAGCAAAGUUUUGCAUGGCCCAUCCUGGAUGGAUAAUGGGGGGUGACCCUCUGAAGGACUUUGCUGCACCAGGAUCACUUGUCUAUCUCCGUCGCGAAGUAAUAGCAUGGGGUGACAGUGUAAAACUUCGAUAUGGUAAAGGAACAGAGGACGCACCCUUUCUUUGGGAUUUCAUGUUACAGUAUACACAGAUUUGUGCAAGGUUAUUUGAUGGCAUUCGUCUUGACAAUUGCCACAGUACACCACUUCAUGUGGCAGAGUACUUUGUAGAUGCAGCAAGGCAAGUGAAACCUGACCUGUAUGUUACGGCAGAAUUGUUCACUGGUUCUGAAGCCACUGACAAUAUUUUUGUGAACCGACUGGGGAUCACAUCACUUAUAAGAGAAGCCCUAAAUGCUCACGACCCACAUGAGGAAGGCCGACUGAUUUACCUGUAUGGGGGUGAAACUGUUGGUGCCUUUAUGCAUCCAUCAGCUGUGAAGCCUUUAGUGCCCAUCAUUGCACAUGCUCUGUUUAUGGAUGUUACACAUGAUAACCCUUCUCCAUUUGAGGUGCGAUCGGUCUAUGACUCAAUUGCCAGUUCAGCUUUGGUAUCAAUGGCAUGUUGUGCUACAGGCAGUUCAAGAGGAUAUGAUGAACUGGUACCUCACCAUAUCCAUGUUGUAAAAGAAGAUCGCUUGUACUUGUCUUGGCCAAAUGAGAACUCUAAACUUAAAAAAGCAGCAUUUGUAAAAGAGAGUGAUGGUAUUAUGUUGGCUAAAAGAGCCAUCAAUGAACUGCACAGGUGGCUCGGUGAAGAAGGAUACACGCAGGUGUAUGUGGACCAGAUUCACCAUGAUGUUCACGCCAUUACCAGGCACUGCCCAGACAAAAGAAAGACUGUCGUUUUAGUCGCACAUUCUGCUUUCCACCACCCCUCUGAGCAUCUUCAACCCACAAAGGACAGGCAGAAGAUUCAUAUGAGUGGUAUUCCACCUCUUAACAUACCAGGUGAGAUCAACGAAAUCAUUUUUGAAGCUAUGUUGCUAAAGAAGCAAGAUGCUGGUGAGUUUAGUAAAGAUGCUGCGUUUAUUAAUGGACUUCAGUCACAUGAAGUGCUGCUCCAGAGGCAUGUUCCACUCCACGAGGCGAAGACAUGCCGUGCUGAACAGAAAGGAAACAACACUUUUGAAGUAUAUUUUGAUAACUUCGCUCCGGGAAGUGUCAUUGCAUUUGAUAUCACCAUGGAAACCAAUGUCAAGAAUGCUCUAGGUCAAUUAAGACAGCUUGGAGUGGACUUGUACCAAAAACGAUCUGGGAGCCAAGAGAGUUACAACAAGAUUGAUGAAUUGGACGCCAUACUCGCCAAUCUGUCGCUGUCUGAUCUAAAUCGAGUACUGUACCGAGCAGAUCCCGAAGAACGAGAUGAUGGUAAUGGUGGGGGAGUGUAUGUUCUGCCUGAUACAGGACCUCUCGUUUAUUGUGGGUUGCAAGGUGUAAUAUCAAUACUGGCCAAUGUCCGUCAGUUUGAUGAUCUCGCUCACCCUCUGUGUAGAAAUCUGCGAGAAGGAAACUGGUUGUUGGAUUACGUUGUGGGAAGACUUCUUCCUUUUGUUGGCACAAGACAGCUGGGUGUAUGGCUUGACAAGGUUUUCAGUCUGAUCAAGGAAUGUCCAAGAUAUCUGGUGCCGUGUUACUUUGACGCCAUCAUCACCCCUCUUUAUCUUAAACUGCUGGAUCGAGCUUGGGGCCAGAUGUCAAGUUUUGUUCAGAAUGGCUCAUCAUUCCUCAAAGCCCUUUCACUUGGCUCGCUCCAGUUCGUCGGCCUGUCUCGGACAGCCUCGCUUCCAGCUCUGUCGCCCCAGCUGUACCAUGGUCCAUCAUCUGGGGCCGAGAUGCCAACUCUGAUGUCAUUAGCGGCUGGUUUGCCUCAUUUUUCUUCUGGUUUCAUGCGCUGCUGGGGGAGAGAUACGUUUAUUGCACUUAGAGGUUUAUUACUUGUAACGGGCAGGUACCAGGAUGCUAGACAUCAUAUCUUAGCCUUCGCCGGAUGUGUCCGCCAUGGCCUCAUUCCCAACCUGUUGGACGGCGGACGCAAGCCCCGUUAUAAUUGUAGGGACGCUCCGUGGUGGUGGCUCCAGUGUAUUCAGGAUUAUUGCUCCAUUGUCCCGGAUGGACUGAAGAUCUUGUCGGAUCCAGUCUCCAGGAUCUUCCCCUCGGAUUGUUGUGAUCCGCAGCCGCCAGGCAAAACGGAUCAGCCUCUAUAUGACGUGAUACAGGAAGUGAUGCAACGCCAUUUCAACGGUAUCAGUUUCCGUGAGCGGGGAGCUGGGUCCGAGCUGGACAAUCACAUGCAUGAAGCAGGGUUCAACGUCUCUGUGGGUGUUCAAGAGAGAACUGGGUUUGUCUAUGGUGGGAGCCAGUGGAAUGCUGGGACAUGGAUGGACAAAGUUGGUGAAUCUCGUUUGGCGGGAAACUUUGGAGUGCCUGCCACUCCCAGGGACGGCAGCGCUGUCGAGAUAGUGGGUCUUUGUAAGUCAACCGUGCGCUGGUUAGCUGACUUGUGUGAUCAAAAGAACUUUCCAUAUGCGGGCGUUUCAAAACUUCAAGAUGGUUUUCCCGUAGAGUUAUCUUACAAGGAGUGGAACAUGAAGAUUCAGGAUGCAUUUGAGAAACAUUUCUGGAUACCUGAAGAUCCUAACGAUAAAAAGCAACAAGGGGAUGAAGACAAACUGGUGCACAGAAGAGGAAUUUACAAAGACACUGUAGGAGCUACUCACAGAUUCACUGAUUACCAGUUCAGGCCUAAUUUGUGUGUGGCUAUGGUUGUGGCUCCAGAGAUGUUUAACCCUGAGCAUGCGUGGAAAUGUCUGGACAUGGUGGAGGAAAUUCUCCUGGGUCCACUAGGCAUGGCUACAUUGGAUCCCAGUGACUGGGCGUAUGAAGGAGUUUAUGACAACUCGCAAGACUCCACCUCAUAUAAGAGUGCAAAGGGAUUUGCUUAUCACCAAGGCCCGGAAUGGCUCUGGUGCACAGGUCCUUUCUUAAGAGCUCGGCUGUAUUUCGCUAAAAAACUUCAUGGUCCAAAGGGACUGGAACUGGCGGUUGUGCGUGUAAAGAGCAUCCUGGCAAGACACAAAGUAGAGAUAACCAGCUCCCCAUGGCGUAGUCUACCAGAACUUACAAAUGCAGGGGGGGCUCCGUGUUAUGAUGGCUGCCCAGCACAAGGGUGGUCUGUCGGCUGCUUGUUGGAUGUGUUGUACGAUAUGGAAAAGUUGAUUAAGGAUAAUUAAACUUGAAUAAUUAGAUUUCAUAAGUAUUUCCUUCCCUAUCGUUGUUUUAAGCAAUCGUUCGUAACAUAACGUAAUGUUGGGUUGGUCACGCUGUCGUCAAUAUGUGUUGUGACCAUAACCGAUCACGGAAUGCGUUGAAUUGCGUGAUUAACAGGAGGGCUCCGGUAAAGCCGAAUAUCCUAGAGAUAUCCCGGUAGGUUAUUCUAAGCAGUUAUCGCUUAGAUCAGGUUUAUUAGGUGGUGACAAUGAUGAAUAUUUGGGUAAUAUUGUUUGGUUAAGAAUUGUCAUUUGCUAACAGGCGAAGGUUUUAUUUUUUACUUAAGAUCCCUUUUGAAUGAGUUUAGGAAAGACAUCAAACUUUCAAAGAAGCUUCCUUAGGGCAAAACCUUUUUUUAGUGGUUUAUUUAAGAAAGGAUGUAAUUUUUUUCUUGAGGCCUGUGCAGCUAUGUAUGUAUUACCAUUUUUCGACUCCUAAGGCAGAAACACGAGUUACAAAAGAAAAUGAACAUCUGUUGUAAUGAAAGAUCAAGGAAUUGUAGUAUUUUUGUGAAAUCGUAGGUAUACUUUAAGAACCUGGAUGCAAUCCUUUCUUUGUCCAACUUUAGAUCUCUUUUCGAGCUCUUUUAUUUUAACGAUGUGCAUUGGCGCAUAAGUUUGAGCCUGCAAAGAAGAAAAGGACGUAGAGUGGAUUACAGCGUGGGAUAGUUUAGUUUUUUCCAACAAGUACAACAUAAUAAAAAUAGUUAUUUCGUGGAAAGGAACUAAUUGCAUAGAAUAUCAAAUUGUUUAUGUGUAUGGUAUAUUGAUUGUCUAAUUAUUUUUGUUAUGUUAUUAUGCAAGUUAAAUCGUCAUGCUUACUUUGCAUUUAAGGUGUAACAUGAGUUGUCUGUUGUCGCAUUCCAUUCUCUAAUACGUGAUUUGAAAGACCUAGAAAAAUAAAUGGAAUAUGAAGGAAAUAAAUGGAAUAUGAAAGAA
Stylophora pistillata is the source of this 6436-nucleotide messenger RNA. Its product is annotated as glycogen debranching enzyme. Gene Ontology annotation, molecular function: amylo-alpha-1,6-glucosidase activity; 4-alpha-glucanotransferase activity. Lineage: Eukaryota; Metazoa; Cnidaria; Anthozoa; Scleractinia; Pocilloporidae. The record is from RefSeq and is a predicted model, not a curated record. Gene Ontology annotation, biological process: glycogen catabolic process; glycogen biosynthetic process.